AAACUACUUCAAACAACCCGUCGUGCUUUCAUAGACUUUAAAUUUUUUAAUUCAAACAGCUUGUUAGAGUUUGAAAGUGAACCACGUUCAAAAUACAUUUAUUAAUUAAAAGUGACAGCUCUGCAGCACUGAAUCUACAAGCUAACUCAUGAUUGCAGAAUUUUUAUGAAGUCUACACUCUGAGGUUAAUUUCUCUGUUUCUGUUUUUCUCAGUUAAAACCAACAGAUGCCGACUUUAUUUGUGUUGGAAAUCUUUCAGUCGGUUUGGUGGUCGCAGAAGGCAUGGACUCACUCACACAGCAGAGAAACCACCAAUGUGAACGAUGUGGAAAGAGUUUCACUGACUCGGAUAUUUACAAGAGACACCUACGAGUCCACACCGGAGGGAAGCCAUUCAAGUGUGAUCACUGUGAAAAGGCUUUCACUCGCUUAAGUAGUUGCAAGAGACACCUACGAGUCCACACUGGAGAGAAGCCAUUUCAGUGUGACCAAUGUGGAGAGAGUUUCACUUGGUUAAGUAGUUACAAGUACCACCAGCGUGUCCAUACCGGAGAGAAGCAGUUGAAACCAACAGAUGCAGACUGUAUCACUGUCAGAAGUGUUGGAAAUCUUUCAGUUGGUUUGGUCGUCAAAGAAGGCAUGGACUCACUCUCACAGCAGAGAAACCAAUGUGAACAAUGUGGAAAGAGUUUCACUGACUCCGAUAUUUACAAGAGACACCUACAAGCCCACACCGAAGAGAAGCUUUUCCAGUGUGAUCACUGUAAAAAGGCUUUCAGUCGCUUAAGUAAUUACAAGAGGCACCUGCGAGUCCACACUGGAGAGAAGCCAUUUCAGUGUGACCAGUGUGGAGCCAGUUUUGCUUGGUUAACUAGUUACAAGGACCACCAGCAUGCCCACACCGGAGAGAAGCCAUACCAGUGUGACCAAUGUGGAAACAGCUUCACUCGCUUAAGUAGUUACAAGGACCACCAGCGUGUCCACACUGGAGAGAAACCAUACCAGUGUGAUCAGUGUGAAAAGGCUUUCAGUCGCCUAAGUGAUUACAAGAGACACCAGCUUAACCAUACUGGAGAGAAGCCACACCAGUGUGAACAAUGUGGGAAGAGUUUCUCUUGUUUAGGUGAUUAUAAAAAACACCUGCGGAUCCACACUGGUGAGAGGCCAUUCCAGUGUGAACAAUGUGGAAAAAGUUUCAGUUUGUUAAGUAGUUACAAGAAACAUGUACGUGUCCACACUGGAGAAAAGCCGUACCGCUGUGAACAGUGUGGGAAGAGUUUUAGUAGCCUAAGUUACUACAAGAGACACUUGCGUGUGCACACUGGGGAGAAGCCUUACCAGUGUGAACAAUGUGGGAAGAGGUUCGGUUUCUUAAAUGACUACAAGAAACACCUGCGUGUCCACUCUGGAGAGAAACCAUACCGCUGUAAACUAUGUGGGAAGAGUUUUAGUUGCCCAACUUACUGCAAGACACACCUGCGUAUACACACUGGGGAGAAGCCAUUCCGGUGUGAACAAUGUGGGAAAAGUUUCCGUGCCUCAAGUGAUUACAAGGCACAUCUCCGAGUCCACACUGGAGAGAAACCGUACUGGUGUUCCCGAUGUAAAAGAUUAUUUGCUUGGCCAAGUUCGUUAAAGCUACACUUGCACAUCCACACCAGAGAGAAGCCAUACCAGUGUGACCAAUGCGAAAAGAGUUUCAGUUACUUAUGUCAUUACAAGACACACCUACGCAUUCACACCGGAGAGAAGCCAUACCAGUGUGACCAAUGUGGACACAGUUUCAGGCUGUUAAGAAGUUACAAGGAACAUCAGCAUGUCCAUACCGAAGAGAAGCCAUACCAGUGUGAUCAGUGUGAAAAGGCUUUCAGUCGCCUAAGUAAUUACAAGACACACCUCCAAGUCCACACUGCAGAGAAGCCACAUCGGUGUGAACAAUGUGGGAAGAGCUUCCGUUUCUUAACUUCCUACAAAAGACACCAGCGUGUCCACACUGAAGAAAAGCAAUACCAGUGUGAUCAAUGUGGGAAGGGUUUCCGUUUCUUAAGUGAUUACAAGACACACCUGCGAGUCCACACUGGAGAGAAACCAUACCGCUGUGAACAGUGUGGGAAAAGUUUCCGCUUUUUGAGUGAUUACAAGAAACACUUGCGUAUCCACACUGGAGAGAAGCCAUAC
Messenger RNA from Morone saxatilis (striped sea-bass), 2178 nucleotides. RefSeq names its product zinc finger protein 883-like. Lineage: Eukaryota; Metazoa; Chordata; Actinopteri; Moronidae. The annotation marks the transcript as partial. The record is from RefSeq and is a predicted model, not a curated record. The transcript has 3 exons.